AUGGGUGUCAGCACAGUUUCUGCAGCUAUACACAUAACUCCAGUUGUUAUUCAGACGUUCUUUAGACAUGGUAAACGGCGCGCGCAGAAAUUCAAGGAUUCGGUCGAAGAAGAAGAGGCACUAGAUGAUAUAUUCUUUGACGAGGCUUUCCACAUCGUGAAAGCAUUUAUAGAGCUUGGAGUGCGAAAUACUAUCGAGUCUCUCCAGUCAUUUACCAACACGCAUGUCCCAGCCCCAUAUUGGGCUGCGGUUGCUCCCGUUCGAAUCCCCUUAAGUCUGUGCAAUGAUGCUGCCGACGUGCUAAUCAAAUGGUUUGGCCCACAAGAACUGAAACAUGUAGUCGGUGGGGAAAGAUGGUGGCAGGUCAGAGGGAUGGACGGCAUAGAUUGUGAAUGGAUCACAGAGAACGAAUAUCUGCUCGAUGAUCUACAUGUUGAGAACAGCAAGCAAUUGUCUAAAACGGAUGCGACUAUUUUACGAAUGGAGCAUCUUGAGACGGUGAUGCUUUAUGUUCAUGGAGGUGGCUUCUCCUGGGGCUCAAUUAACACCCAUCGAUACCAAAUCAUACGCUAUGCACGCAAGAUUCGAGGUCGUGCAUUUGCCGUGAACUACCGAAAAGCACCUCAAUACCCUUUUCCUUGUCCUUUGCAUGAUGUGAUAAGCGCUUAUCUCUACCUUAUUCGACCGCCCAUGGGUGCUCGUCAUCGGUCCAUUCAGCCAUCUAAAAUAGUUUUGGCUGGUGAUAGUGCCGGAGGAAAUCUGUGUUUGACCGCUCUGACUGUUCUUCGCGACAUGGGUAUGCCAUUGCCCGCUGGAGCUAUUUUGAUUAGUCCAUGGGUGGACUUGACACACAGUUUUCCAAGCAUCAUGCAUAACUCGAAGACAGACAUCAUACCACUACAUGGAUUUUUAGCCAGACCCUCUACACUGUGGCCCAUUGAUCCUGUACCACCUCUGGGCGGCCGCGUAUGUGCCACGGAGUCUAAUCCACCUCCUAAACCUGGACAUGCGGACACCUUACACCCUAGUGCCUACCGAGUCCAAGAGGAUGCAAGUACAGAUACAACAGAGACCGUGCAACGUCAAGAGGAAAUGCUCCAACAGUCACCCAAGCAUGCAUCUCAUUCUGAGUCCAGAGCUAGCGGAAAAUCAAAAGCUUUGGACACAGACAUGGGGGACUGUGAUAUUGAUUUAUGGGAACCGAAGCCACCGAAAGUGCUCAUGAAAGAUCCUGAUGCUGUCCCGCUUGAAUUGCGUUCACAGAUCCAACAGUAUGCAACCACUGAGCAGUUAACACAUCCCCUGGUGUCGCCAAUUGUUCAAGGAUCGUUAGGAAAUCUUCCACCGUUGUAUAUCAUCGCGGGUGACGGCGAAGUGCUCCGAGACGAAAUCAUACACUUGGCGCAUCGUGCAGCGCAUCCAGAGGAUUAUCGUGUUAGAAGCGGCCUCUUAAGGGAGGGGAAUAGACAAAAAGAAAAUGCUACCAAAUUCACUACGCCAACGAAGGUCCAUCUUCAAGUGUUUGAUGAUAUGUGUCAUGUACUGACCGUGUUUAGUUUCACUCAGAGCGCAAAGUAUGCAUAUCGUUCCAUUGCAGAAUUCGUCAAACACGCGACUAAUGACGACCCGGGACUUGAACCGUUUCCAGAGCUGCAGCGCCCCCCCUCGAGGGCUUCGGUGGACAGCGAAGCAUUAGGCGAACAUAUGGCAAAACGGUCGCCAUUUACAAUAUUUUCUAGGAAAACUUCCCCGAAGGCCAAAAAUGUACUUCGCCAACAAUCGACAGGAGUAAAAUUGUACAACCAAGAGGUAGCUGCAGUUGCCAACCAAAUACAAAAUCUGGAACAAGAAAACUUGUCUUCUUCGCAGUCGACUACUGAUGGGUUUUUUGUCAUGGUUCGCGAACGGGUUGAUAUUCGGGGUGUUACACGAGACAUGGAGCCUAGGGAGGAGAUGGCCUGUCUUCAGAUAAACUCCUCUCAAAUUGGACUGAUCAAGGAAGCUCCUACCGUGCGAUGGCACGAGGGACAAAAGAAAUGGGAUAUCAUGUUUGCGCAUGAAGCAAGAAGGGUUUUAAAGCAUCGAAAAAGGAUAGAGCGAAAGAUCCAGGACCUAUUGCGUAGCGCCCGGGAGCAAGGCCUCUUGUUAGUAGGUGAAACCGAUUCUGCAGAUCAUCCGCAGAAGCGGGAUGCUUCUACUGAGAGAAGCACAUCCAUGAAUCCAAUAGACGGCACAAUACGAUCUGAUCGUCGGUGGGGCCCGCUGGACCUUGAUGAUGAGCACCCGCCACCUAGUGCUAUCGCCAAGCGGAGAGACACGCCCGAGAGCCUUGCGCUUAUUAAAAUGGCUAUAUACCAUUCGGCACCCGUCACGCAUCUCACUGUACCCAGACUCAAGCCUUUGGACGCGGUGAAAGCUGCUUUCGACCCUCACGAUGACCCUAUGAGGCCACCGAGGCAGUCCGUAUCCGAACAGCAGGUUCAGACUCAUAUUAUACCAGGUGUGCAUGGGCUGAGAAUAUGGGACGCAAUUUUACGGUGA
Lentinula edodes (shiitake mushroom) is the source of this 2541-nucleotide messenger RNA. Its product is annotated as Alpha/Beta hydrolase protein. NCBI's taxonomy places the organism in Eukaryota, Fungi, Basidiomycota, Agaricomycetes, Agaricales, Omphalotaceae. Gene Ontology annotation, molecular function: hydrolase activity. The transcript is spliced from 16 exons. The record is from RefSeq and is a predicted model, not a curated record. The coding region runs from base 1 to 2541 and encodes 846 amino acids.